This is a messenger RNA of Morus notabilis, 1449 nucleotides long. RefSeq names its product fatty alcohol:caffeoyl-CoA acyltransferase. The coding region runs from base 58 to 1359 and encodes 433 amino acids. Lineage: Eukaryota; Viridiplantae; Streptophyta; Magnoliopsida; Rosales; Moraceae. The record is from RefSeq and is a predicted model, not a curated record. The transcript has a single exon.
UCCAACUCAUUUUUUUCUCCACUCUCUCUCUCUUUCUCUCUCUCUUAAUAGUUGAUCAUGGGAAGCUCCGAGCGCAUCAAAGAAGCAGUGGUGGUGACUCCAUCGGAACCAACUCCAUCUCAUAAUCUCACUCUCUCUGCCAUUGACUCCCAACUCUUCCUUCGCUUCACCAUCGAGUACCUCCUCAUCUAUAAGGCCCGGCCCGGAACCGACCAGGACUCCGCCGCGGCCCGCGUCAAGUCGGCCCUAUCGAAGGCCCUGGUCCCGUACUACCCGCUUGCCGGGAGAGUCCGGCCCAACCCCGACGGCUCGGGCGUUUUAGAAGUCGUCUGCCGGGCCCAGGGCGCGGUGUUCAUCGAGGCCGUAUCGGAACGCAGCGUGUCCGACUUCGAGAGGGCCCCACGCAACGUGGCCAGCUGGCGGAAGCUCCUCUCCGUACACGUGGCGGACGUUCUCAUGGGGGCCCCACCGCUUGUCGUCCAGCUCACAUUGCUCCGCGACGGCUGUGUCGCCCUCGGCGUCGGCCUCAACCACUGCAUCUGCGACGGGAUCGGGAGCGCCGAUUUUCUCAACUUGCUCGCAGAGUUGGCAGUCGGGAAAAAGUCGUUGACCGAGUCCAAACCGAGGCCCAUCUGGGCCCGCCACCUAUUGGACCCGCAUCCACGGCCCUAUAAUAACAUCACUCAUCUCCCCGAGUUCGACUCGGUCCUGGACCAUUGCAACUUCAUGGCUCGGUUCUCGACCGAGCGACUCGUUCCGACGUCGUUUGUGUUCAACAGGAGAUCUCUCUUCGAGCUGAAGAAUAUCGCCGGUGGGUCCCACUUAUCGUUCACGUCGUUCGAGGUUCUCACGGCGCACGUGUGGAGGAGCUGGGCCAAGGCAUUGAACCUACCACCGAACCAAGUACUGAAGCUUCUUUUCAGCGUCAACGUACGGAACCGAGUCAGGCCGAGUCUCCCGCCGGGUUACUACGGCAACGCGUUCGUUCUGGGAUGCGCCGUCAGCACAGUUAGGGAGCUGACAGAGAGAGGGUUGUCGUACGCCUCGGGAUUGGUGAAGGUUGCGAAGGAGAGGGUGGGGAACGAGCGCGUGAGGGCGGUGACGGAGGCGGUGGCGAGCGGCGGCACGUGCCCGGAUCCGGUGGGGGUGCUGAUAGUGUCGCAGUGGUCAAGGCUGGGCCUGGAGAGGGUUGACUUCGGGAUGGGAAGGCCGGCCCACGUGGGGCCCAUAUGUUGUGAUAGGUACUGCCUGUUUCUGCCGGUGACGGAUCAGAAAGACGCCGUGAGGGUGAUGGUGGCGGUCCCCACCAGCGCCGUUGACAAGUACGAGUACCUGAUCAGGAGCCAGUUGUGCACGUGAGGACCACCUGAUUGAUUGUUUGUUAGUGCUCACCCGUUGACUUUAUAGGCUUCUUUGACUUUUUUUUUUUAAUCUUCCUUUUUUUGGGAA